AUGCAAGAUGAUUAUAUCAAACUAGGACGAUCUCAAUUUAGAAUAUUAAAAACUUGUGAAAAUGGAAGAAAUUUGAAACAAAAUGUAUUAUAAUAAUUAUAAUAACCUAUUAAAAGCAAAAUAAACGAAAUCUUACAAUAAGAAAAUGAAUCUUUCCAUACUUUAAAAACUGAAGAAAAUGAUAAUUCAGUAAGUUCAAUUUAACAAAAUGAAUCUAUUUAGAAAUCUAAAUGUCCAAAUAUUUGUAAAAUAUGUCUUAGUGAAUUCGAAGAAUCUGAAAAUCCUUUAAUUAACCCUUGCGAAUGUUCUGGUAGUAUGCAAUAUGUUCAUCUAGAAUGCCUUUAAUAUUGGAUAUAAAGAAAAGAUACUUAUACUAUUGGAAGAUCUCAUCAUUCUGAUAUUAUAAUUAAUGAUUUAUCUGUUUCAAGAAUUCAUGCUACUUUAAAAUUUUAUCCUGGUAGUAAGGAAUUAUAUAUUAAAGAUAAUAAUUCGAAAUUCGGAACUUUGGUACUUUUAAGGGAAAAUAUUUAGUUGAAUUUCAAAUCUCUUAAAAAAAAGCGCAUGCGUGAAGCGGAAAAUUAACUCGGUGUGGUUUUUUGCAGUUUCCACACCCUUGCAAAAUUUUGUAUUUUAUAAAAAUAUAUUCAACAAUUAAAUUUUUAUGAAACAAGAUGUACUAUUUACAUCAUUUGA
Messenger RNA from Ichthyophthirius multifiliis, 693 nucleotides. RefSeq lists its product as hypothetical. The record is from RefSeq and is a predicted model, not a curated record. Gene Ontology annotation, molecular function: zinc ion binding; protein binding. NCBI's taxonomy places the organism in Eukaryota, Ciliophora, Oligohymenophorea, Hymenostomatida. The transcript is spliced from 6 exons.